CUUUUUUGUGUCCCACCACACCGCUCGCCAGUACCAGCACCAGCACCAGCACCAGGCUGACCAGCAGCACCAUCCUGUCAAUCCAUCCGCUGUCGGCGCAUUUCCACUUCUGCUUGUCGCAUUCCUGGACAGAAAUCACUUCUCUCCUCUAGCCAGUCGUCAAUUUCCUUGUUUUGUAAUUGUCUAGUCUCAAUCCAGCCAGCCCAACAUGUCUCGCCCCGAAGAUACCCUCGCGGCCGAUGUCCACUAUGACGACACCGAAGCUCGCAAGUACACCACCAGCUCCCGUAUCCAGAACAUCCAGGCCUCCAUGACCCGUCGUGCCCUCGAGCUCCUCGACCUCAAGUCUCCUAGCUUCAUCCUCGACAUCGGUUGCGGCAGUGGCCUCUCUGGCGAGAUCCUCUCGGACGUUCCCGAAGACGAAGGCGGCCCUCACGUCUGGGUUGGCAUGGACAUCAGCCCGUCCAUGUUGGAUACGGCUCUACAGCGCGACGUCGAGGGCGAUCUCUUCCUCGCAGAUAUUGGCCAGGGCGUGCCAUUCCGCGCCGGUUCCUUCGACGCCGCCAUCAGCAUCAGUGCCAUCCAAUGGCUAUGCAACGCCGAAACCAGCGACACCGCCCCGUCCACCAGACUUUCGCGCUUCUUCAACGGCCUCUACGCCUCGCUCAAACGUGGUGGCAGAGCCGUCUGCCAGUUCUACCCCAAGAACGACGUACAAAAGCAGAUGAUCACUGCCGCCGCCGUCAAGGCUGGCUUCGGCGCCGGUCUGCUCGAGGACGACCCCAACACCAAGAACGUCAAACUUUACCUGGUUCUCACGGUCGGCAAGGACGCUACCGGUGGCAAGGACAUCAGCACUGUCGUCGAAAACAUGGACGGCGUCGAUAUCCUUGACCAGAGAAAGAAGGGCAAGGGCGGAAAGGGCGAGAUCAAGAAGGGCAGCAAGGGCUGGAUCAUCAAGAAGAAGGAGCAGAUGGAGCGCAAGGGCAAGAUUGUCAAAGCCACCUCCAAGUACACUGGUCGCAAGCGUCGUAUCCAGUUCUGAGCUUCGGGGUUGUUGGGUCUGUUUGUCUCUUAUUCACAUCUGCAUUGGGAAGGCGUUUGGGUGGUUACGGCGAUGAAAAAAUAUGUCUUUUUUUGUUCUGGAUUUUGCCAUUUCUUUUACGGCUGAAAUAACGAUACCCGGUUUCUUGAUCUCACCCUACAGGACCCCCCCCUUUGGACCUUCCUACGUUCUGAUGCUGAAUCCCCCUUUAGAUGUGAUCCUCUGGGCCAUGUCCGCACGGCUUCCCCUCGGUGAUCUCAGGAUAGACGGUAUACUGGCGAGAGUAAUAUUAUACUCGUCGCCGUUGAAGAGGGCCACCUUCCACUUCAAGUUGGCGCGCAGAUGCGGGAUGACAUCCUCAGGCUUGAGGCUCUGGAGCUCGCCGCCCACAAUAUCCUGCAGCAAAGCGGAGGUCAGGGGCACAGUGCCUGAGACGAUCAGACCGUUUGCGUUAUCCUUGCGGCACUUGCCACACUGGGUUUCGGCGCUCCGUCCCAACACGGACACACGACCGACGCAGUUGAACUCGUCGUCCCAGGUCUCUGGGUCGGGGUUGAACUCGCCCAAGAAGACGAUGACACGGAAGGAUUGCCCCAGACCGUGUUUCUGGGCGCGAACGUUGACAAUCCAGUCGGUGUACUUUCCGUCUGGGGCGAGGUACUUGAGGCUCUCUGGAAUUGGGCCUGGUGAAGCUGUCAGCUUGGAUGGACGUUUUAUGCUCAAGCCGAUCAUCAUACCUGCGGCCGUGCUCGACUCGGCCUUUGUAUCCUUAACAGGCACCACCGGCUUCUGCGCCUUCUCCUCAGCGUGCUGGAACACAUUAUGGACCUUCUCUGCGACCUUCUUGGCCCCGGAAAGCUCAACUGCAUGAGCAGCAGCAGCCGAGACGGUGCUCUUGCUCUCCUCGCCAGUUGCCUGCGGUUUCUUCAACGCCGGCGUUCGGUCGGCGACAUUCUCAACAAAGUUGGCAAACACAUUGCUCCCGUACAGCGCCGUGACAGACUUCCUGAUGGCUGCCUGGUACUCCUUUACGGACGAGUACUUCCACUUCUGCGUCUCAGGAUACGCGUAUCCGAAGGUGAUGCUGUCCUUGACCUGCUCAGAGGUCCAAAAGUUGGCAGCAGAUUUGUCCCAGAACGGCUCCAGAGGCGUGCUCUUACUCUGGCUUUCACCCUCCUGUGCGACGAAGGUCGAGUAGGGAGCGGGUCGGGGAGUCAUGAAGCUGUUGGGGUUAAGGUCUUGCCAGAUAGACCAGAGGCGGUCGACGUUACUUCAGAUCAAGGGCUUCUUGUCAGCGACGAUAACGGAAUGGGGCCUGUCAGGCAUGACCGAUGCAAAGAAAAAAGGGAAAAGGGGAGUGACCACAUACACAUGGUGCAACCAAAACAGCGGAUCAAAAGCCGACACCUCCAGGCUCGACAUAUGUCCAUUUCCGCCUGUCCGAUCAUGAAUCUCAUUAUGCACAUCCUCCAAACUGCCGAAAUCACCCGGGUUGGUAUUCGGAUCCCACCUGUUAUAACUGAACGCAUCAAAGUCCUUGUAGCUCAGCAACAACAAACUGACAUUAUUUCUCAAUGACGCCAGCUCGUUCGCCAAGAUGGGCGCAAUCCGCUCAUCCCGCGAUGCCCCUGUCAGCCGGUUUGGAUACCGGACCGUGCUUGGGUAUCUGCUCCACGCCGCGCUGAAGUCACCAGGGCUAGGGUUGACCGGGUGGAAAGUAAACCGGUGCAGCGGGUUGUUGAUGCUCUUGGUCUUCCCGUCGACAUCCACCACCUGUAUGGUACGCGAUGAGAGGGACUCCGGAAACGCCAGCGUUCCUUUAGGAGGCUGACUAGCCCAAUCAAAGUACGGCGCCCUGAAAUCCUUGGCGGCCGCGACAUACUUGGCUCUCAGCCCCCCUUCGACAGGGAACUUUUGGGCAACGGCUUGCACGGAGGCGUAGAGGGCCUGCUCGUACAGAGCAAGGUAGGGCCUGUGCCAGGUGAUGAAGAGGAUGGACGAGUGCGUGCAGUAGCCGCCAAAGCCGCUGCUGCCGGGUUGGGACCAGUCCGUGUCGGAAGGGACACCGGCCCACGGCUUGAAGGGCAUACCGUGAAUGCCAGCGACUUGGUAGUACGAGUCUAGCUUGGCUUCGUCGAGGCCUUGGAAGUCGCGCAGGCCGAGGAGGUAGAGAUUGAACUGCUCCGGGUAGUUUUGUUGGAGGUCGCGGAGCUCGCGGCGGAGAGGGACCGCUCCUGGGUGUUUGUGUUAGUACAAGCAGUCAUAACGAAGGGAAGGGAGGGUCACCAUUGCUGGAGGGAGGGGUGGGUACACCCGUGAUGGCAAAUUUGAUGUCGGUGCUCAUGGUUGCUGCUCUAUGGCCUAGUGUUCUUGGUUCGUUGUUCUGUAUGGGUUGCUUGGUGGUCUAUAUGUCGUAAGGAGAUAACUGCUGAUGUAGUACAUCAAGGCUUCUCCCAUCUCAGGUGAC
Molecule: messenger RNA, 3512 nt
Organism: Neurospora crassa OR74A
Lineage: Eukaryota; Fungi; Ascomycota; Sordariomycetes; Sordariales; Sordariaceae
Product: methyltransferase
Exons: 3
Coding region: 209-1045 (278 amino acids)
Biological process (GO): rRNA (guanine-N7)-methylation
Cellular component (GO): nucleolus
Molecular function (GO): rRNA (guanine) methyltransferase activity
Source: RefSeq, a predicted model, not a curated record